GUUAAAAGUCACGCACAAAGCAGUAAAGGAGUGGUGCACCCAGGUAUGAUCAUAAUACAUCCUGUGGUAUAUAACGUGCUAGCUCACUUGAACUCAGAUUCAUUUCUGCCUUGAACGUUGGAUAGAGCCAAGAUGGGGAAAAGGCGGUUCUCAGGGAUGGAAGUGACCCUGAUGGUCCUCUUCCUGUUGAUGGCUGUGACAACCGUCACUCUCAUAGCGCUGUAUUUCACCAGAGAACCUGAGGCUGCUAAAGAAGACCCGGAUAUAACUCCAGAAGCAUUUGUCCCUCAGUGUCCAAACAUUCCUCUGUCUCAUCGAGUAGACUGUUUCCCUGAUGCUGGAGCCUCAAAGCAAAAAUGUGAGCAGCGCGGAUGUUGCUGGAGCCCGCUGGAUGAGCGAAAUGUUCCCUGGUGUUUCUUCCCAGUCAACCAUGGAUACACAGCGGAAUCAGUGAACAAACCCAGUGCUAGUGUAAUGACAGCCACACUGAAGAGAAUGGACGCUCCCUCCUUAUUUGGGGCUGAUGUGAAGGAGCUGUCAUUGCACGCAGAAAUGCAGACGAACAAACGACUCCGAUUUAAGAUCUCUGAUGCCAACAAGAAGAGGUUCGAGGUCCCCCAUGAGCACAUCGCCGGCCUCAACAUUGACCCAACCGGCAACAUUGGUGACGUACUGGAGAUAACAAACAAACCCUUCGGCCUCAGUGUGAUUAGGAAGGAGACCAAAAAAGUCCUGUUCGACACUACAAUGGCUCCACUGGUGUUCGCGGACCAGUACCUACAGCUGUCCGCUAAGCUUCCGUCCCAUAAUAUUUAUGGCCUGGGAGAGCAUGUGCAUCAGAACUAUCGCCUUGACACAAACUGGAGGACCUGGCCCAUCUUCACCAGGGAUGCUUUCCCUAACGGGGGAACCCACAACCUCUACGGGCAUUACCCCUUCUUCCUCUGUCUGGAAGAUGAGAGCGGAAAGUCGUUCGGGGUCUUCCUCAUGAACAGCAACGCUAUGGAGGUGGUUUUGCAGCCCGCUCCUGCUGUGACCUACAGAACAAUUGGAGGAGUCCUUGACUUCUACAUUCUCUUUGGAGACACUCCAGAACAAGUGGUGCAGGAGUUCCAGGAGCUCAUUGGCAGGCCUGUCAUUCCUCCCUACUGGUCACUGGGUUUCCAGCUUUCUCGGUGGAACUAUACCAGCCUGGCUGAGGUCAAGGCAACGGUGGAGAGGAACCGUGCCACAAAAAUGCCAUAUGACAUUCAGUACACGGACAUCGACUACAUGGAGGAUAAGAAAGAUUUCACUUACGACAAAGUCAAGUUCAGCGAGCUGCCUCAGUUUGCCGACUACCUUCAUGAGAAGGGACAAAGAUACAUCCUGAUCCUGGAUCCUGCAAUAGCCACCAGCAAGAGGGUAGGGAACACUCCUUACGAAGCCUACGACCGCGGGACUGCGAAGAACGCCUGGGUGUUUGAGUCCGAUGGAAAAACUCCUCUGCUAGGAGAGGUGUGGCCAGGAGAGACCGUGUUCCCAGACUACACCAGCCAGGCCUGCAUCGACUGGUGGGUCGACGAGUACGAGCGCUUCUCCAGGGAGAUCAAACACGACGCCCUCUGGAUUGACAUGAACGAGGUGGCUAAUUUCAAGAAGGGCUCCAUUAACGGCUGUGCUGACAACAACCUCAACUACCCUCCCUACACUCCAAAGGUUCUGGACGAGGUGAUGUACAGUAAGACUCUGUGUAUGGAUGCCAAGCAGGCCUGGGGGAACCACUAUGAUGUCCACAGUCUGUAUGGCUACUCGAUGGUGCUGGCUACUGAACAAGCUCUGCAGCGGGUGUUUGGAGAGAACCGUACCCUGAUGUUGACCCGCUCCUCCUUCCCAGGUGUGGGGAAAUAUUCGGGUCACUGGCUGGGGGACAAUGGUGCCAACUGGAACGACAUAAAAUGGGCCAUCCCUGGCAUGCUGGAGUUCGGACUCUUUGGCGUCCCCUAUAUCGGUGCCGACAUCUGUGGAUUCUUUGAUGAACCCAGCGAGGAGCUGUGUCGUCGCUGGAUGCAGGUGGGAGCUUUCUACCCCUUCAGCCGGAACCACAACGCUGAGGGCUACAAGCCCCAGGAUCCAGCCGCAUUCGGCCCAGACUCGCUGCUGGUGGCGACCUCCAAACAUUACCUGGAGAUCCGUUACACACUCCUGCCGUACCUCUACACACUCUUCUACAAAGCCCACACCACGGGGGAGACCGUUGUUCGUCCCGUCAUGCACGAGUUCUUCAGUGACCGCAACACCUGGUCCGUGGACCGCCAGUUCCUCUGGGGAAGAAACCUGCUCAUCACACCUGUUCUAGACCCGGGUGUGGAAUGGCUGCAGGCGUAUAUCCCUGAUGCUGUGUGGUACAACUAUGAAUCGAUGGAACGGCUGGCAGACCGCAAAACACAGAUUAAUAUGCAUCUACCAGCAGACAAGCUUGGUUUACACAUCAGAGGUGGUGCGAUCCUUCCCACACAGAGGCCUAAUGUCACCACCACCUACAGUCGUCUCAACCCCAUGGGUUUGAUCAUUGCUCUCGAUGACAACGGCCAGGCAGCUGGGGAGCUAUUCUGGGAUGAUGGCGACACCAGAGCAACGGUUGAAACAGGCAAACACAUCCACUAUGCGUUCUCCGUUAUCAAUAGAAAAUUGACAAUGCAUGUGACCCAUGCUGGCUACCAGGACCCAAACAACCUGAAGUUUGACGACAUUGUAAUCCUCGGUGAGCCACAUCGUCCCACGUCCGUCUCUGUGACUCAUGUUAAAUCAAGCGGUGACACAACAACCAACGUGCCGGACGCCAACAUACAGCACAAUGGAGGCAAACAGGUUCUCACCCUGCAAGGCCUCGGCUUGGCUCUUGGGGACACCUAUAUCGUGGCGUGGGAACUGGACCCGGUGGAAGAGGCGUACCAGCGCUUUGACUGCCAUCCAGAGGAGAACGCAGAUGAGGCCAAGUGCAAGGCCAGAGGCUGCAUCUGGGAGCAAAGCACCGUAACAGGUGUUCCGUGGUGCUACUUUCCAACUGAUUACGGAUACACCGUCUCAAACUCCCAAGAAACCCUCUCAGGAAUGAGAGUCGAUAUCAGCCGGAACAUGAGGUACAGGAGCAGCAAUCGCCCAGGGUCACCGGACAUCAACAACCUCCGUGUUGAGAUCAUUUACCACAAAAGUGACAUGCUGCAGUUUAAGAUCUGGGACCCGGCCACAGAACGUUAUGAGGUUCCGGUAGAGCUGUCUGUUCCUCCCACUCCUGACAUCGAUGAGAACAGCAGGCUGUACAAGGUCAAAAUUACCCACAACCCCUUUGGAAUUCAGGUCUACAGGAAGAGCACAGGAACCAAGAUCUGGGACUCCUCCGUGCCAGGUUUUACCUUCUCAGACAUGUUCAUCCAAGUGUCUACUCGACUGGCAUCCGAGAACGUCUACGGCUUCGGAGAAACGGAGCAUCCCACCUACAGACACAACCUCGACUUUCACACCUGGGGCAUGUUCUCCAAGGACCAGCCUCCUGGUUACAAGAUGAAUUGCUACGGAGUGCACCCCUUCUAUAUGGGCCUCGAGGACACCACUGAUGCUCACGGUGUGCUGCUUCUAAACAGCAAUGCCAUGGAUGUGACGUUCCAGCCCACUCCAGCUUUGACCUACCGAACUCUGGGCGGCAUCCUGGAUUUCUACAUGGUCCUGGGCCCUACGCCUGAAAGCGUGGUGCAACAGUACACUGAACUGAUUGGACGGCCUGUUCUACCUGCCUAUUGGUCCCUUGGGUUCCAGCUCUGUCGCUAUGGUUAUGCUAACGACAAGGAGAUAUCAGAUCUGUACAAAGACAUGAAGAAAGCGGGUAUACCCUAUGAUGUGCAGUAUGGAGACAUCGACUACAUGGAACGUCAACUGGACUUUCUUUUGAACCCCGCCUUCGACGGACUGCCUGCCCUGGUUGACACCAUGAGGAAAGAGGGCAUGAGGUUCAUCUUCAUUCUGGAUCCGGCCAUCUCAGGCAAUGAGACCCAACCUUACCCUGCCUUCGAAAGAGGUGUAGCAGCGGACGUCUUCAUCAAAUGGCCCAAGGAGCUCAGUGAUGAAAUUGUGUGGGGGAAGGUCUGGCCUGAUUACCCUAAUGUCACUGUGGAUGAAUCUCUGGACUGGGAUACCCAAGUAAAGUUGUACAGGGCAUUCGCGGCAUUCCCUGACUUCUUCCGCGAUACAACAGCAGCGUGGUGGAGGCAGGAAAUUCAGGAUUUCUAUGACAAGACCAUGAAGUUCGACGGCCUCUGGAUUGACAUGAACGAGCCUGCCAGUUUUGUCCACGGCACAGUUGGAGAGAAAUGUCUUGGUAAUCCUCUUCUGGAGAACCCUCCUUACAUGCCACCCCUGGAGUCGAAACACCGUGGCCUAAACCACAAGACUCUGUGCAUGAACAGUGAGCAGAUCCUCCCUAGUGGAAAGAGAGUCAAACACUACGACGUGCACAACCUCUACGGAUGGUCCCACACCAAGCCCACCUACGAUGCCCUGCUGAAUGUGACAGGUAAAAGAGGGAUCGUGGUGACCAGGUCCACCUACCCCUCCAGCGGAAAAUGGGCUGGACAUUGGCUCGGAGACAACUUUGCCGCCUGGGACCAGCUUGAGAAAUCCAUUAUAGGCAUGAUGGAGUUCAGUCUGUUUGGCAUCCCUUACACUGGAGCAGACAUUUGUGGAUUCUUUAAUCCAUCCGAGUAUGAGCUGUGUCUGCGCUGGAUGCAGCUGGGUGCCUUCUAUCCAUACUCACGCAACCACAACGGCAAGGGUAACCCGAGACAAGAUCCUGUUGCUUGGGAUGAACGCUUUGCCAACGUGUCCCGGGACGUCCUGAACAUUCGAUACACACUCCUGCCCUACCUGUACACACUGAUGUAUGAGGCUCACGUCAAAGGAAGCACAGUAGUGAGACCACUCCUGCAUGAGUUUGUGGAUGAUAAAAACACCUAUGGAGUCUACAAGCAGUUCCUCUGGGGACCUGCCUUCCUCAUCACCCCUGCCCUUGCCAAGGGAGUCACAUCUGUGGAUGGCUAUGUUCCUGAUGCACGCUGGUACGACUACCACACGGCCAAAGAUGUGGGAGUGCGCCGCCAAACGCUGACAAUGAACACCCCCUUGGACCAUAUCAAUCUCCAUAUCAGAGGAGGAUAUAUCAUACCCUGGCAGAAGGCAGAGUGCAAUACAGUCCUCAGUCGGAAGAAUAAAUUAGGACUGAUCGUCGCCCUGAGCGACAGCGGCACUGCUCAAGGAUCGCUCUUCUGGGACGACGGAGAGGGAAUAGACACAGUCAAGAAAGCAGAAUAUCUACUGACCUCCUUCUCGGCACAAUCGAACACACUGACCAAUCAGGUCACCCACAAUGGCCUGCUUCCUGCUGACAAGUUGACCCUGGGUGUGGUGAAAGUUUGGGGCGCAGGCAGUGUACAGUUCACUCAUGCUACCCUGACAAAGGCAGAUGGAUCUCAACUUGCACUGAUCCCACAGCACAACCUUGACACUCAGGAGCUGAUUAUCGAUGCUACCACACUGUCUGUCCCCGUGGAUCAGGGUUUCACGUUAACAUGGAAGACCGCCGCCUGAUCGACACGAAGUGUAGCUUUUGUUUUUUCUUGUGGUUGAAUAAUUUAAACACCUGUACAUAAUGAUGCUAUAAAUUAUGAUGUAAAAUAAAUACAAUAGUUUUUGUGCAUGCAAACACCUUAUUGUUCUCCU
This is a messenger RNA of Acanthopagrus latus (yellowfin seabream), 5751 nucleotides long. It is a transcript of the gene si, whose product is annotated as sucrase-isomaltase (alpha-glucosidase). Gene Ontology annotation, biological process: carbohydrate metabolic process. NCBI's taxonomy places the organism in Eukaryota, Metazoa, Chordata, Actinopteri, Spariformes, Sparidae. The record is from RefSeq and is a predicted model, not a curated record. The coding region runs from base 133 to 5619 and encodes 1828 amino acids. The transcript is spliced from 48 exons. Gene Ontology annotation, molecular function: carbohydrate binding; alpha-1,4-glucosidase activity.